Messenger RNA from Candidula unifasciata, 1080 nucleotides. NCBI's taxonomy places the organism in Eukaryota, Metazoa, Mollusca, Gastropoda, Stylommatophora, Geomitridae. The record is from the annotation of a GenBank genome assembly.
AUGAGAAGGAGACAGGGAAGAAGAGGAAUGAGAAGGAGACAGGGAAGAAGAGGAAUGAGAAGGAGACAGGGAAGAAGAGGAAUGAGAAGGAGACAGGGAAGAAGAGGAAUGAGAAGGAGACAGGGAAGAAGAGGAAUGAGAAGGAGACAGGGAAAAAGAGGAAUGAGAAGGAGACAGGGAAGAAGAGGAAUGAGAAGGAGACAGGGAAGAAGAGGAAUGAGAAGGAGACAGGGAAGAAGAGGAAUGAGAAGGAAACAUGGAAGAGGAGGAAUGAGAAGGAAACAUGGAAGAGGAGGAAUGAGAAGGAAACAUGGAAGAGGAGGAAUGAGAAGGAGACAGGGAAGAAGAGAAAUGAGAAGGAGACAGGGAAGAAGAAGAAUGAGAAGGAGACAGGGAAGAAGAGGAAUGAGAAGGAGACAGGGAAGAAGAGGAAUGAGAAGGAGACAGGGAAGAAGAGGAAUGAGAAGGAGACAGGGAAGAAGAGGAAUGAGAAGGAGACAGGGAAGAAGAGGAAUAAGAAGGAGACAGGGAAAAAGAAGAAUGAAAAGAAGACAGGGAAGAAGAAGAAUGAGAAGGAGACAGGGAAGAAGAGGAAUGAAAAAAAGACAGGGAAGAAGAGGAAUGAGAAGGAGACAGGGAAGAAGAAGAAUGAAAAGAAGACAGGGAAGAAGAAGAAUGAGAAGGAGACAGGGAAGAAGAAGAAUGAGAAGGAGACAGGGAAGAAGAGGAAUGAGAAGGAGACAGGGAAGAAGAGGAAUGAGAAGGAGACAGGGAAGAAGAGGAAUGAGAAGGAGACAGGGAAGAAGAGGAAUGAGAAGGAGACAGGGAAGAAGAGGAAUGAGAAGGAAACAUGGAAGAGGAGGAAUGAGAAGGAGACAGGGAAGAAGAGGAAUGAGAAGGAGACAGGGAAAAAGAAGAAUGAAAAGAAGACAGGGAAGAAGAAGAAUGAGAAGGAGACAGGGAAGAAGAGGAAUGAGAAGGAGACAUCUCAUUUCGGCCGACUUUACGAUGACGCAUAUACGGAGUGACCGCAGUGAAGACUUGAUAAGAAGAAGUGCUAAAAAAAACAACAACAUGUGA